GACGGCACAUCUAGAGCCCGUCAAGAUCUCUCCUUUCCCCAUAGGGGCUUCUCGCUAGACUUGUCUACCUUGAGCAGAGACCGACGUUCCGCAUCUUCCAGAAGGGCCAGACACGCUCAGUGGAAUGUACACGAGUGACCACGCUGGCAAAGCAGCAGCUGUAGUAGGAGGAGGCGGUUCCAUCGACCACGCACGAAGCCUAGAUCAACUCGCUGAUAUUGCAAUACAAGCACAACGCAGUAUGCAGCCAGGUCCAUAUGUCACGGGCGCAAGCGGCUUGAUUCACCAAACACCCGCUAAACGUGACUACAAGGGCCAGCGUAUCAGUAGGACGAGUGACCACAUGGAUGAAGCACCUGUUCGUCUACCGCCCAUUACAACACUGACAAGAGCAACAUCGCCUCUUGCCACAACGAAGCAACCUUCACCGACAUCCUGGCAAGCGCGUUCACCGCAUUAUGAAGUCACGGAGUCAACACAUCGUCCAGCACGGCCUGAUCGAUUCACCCAUUCAGACAGUCUUUUACGAGCGCCGCCACGGAUGGAAGAUCCAACCAUCGCCGAUGCUCUGCGUGCGAAUGCAUUUCGUAGAGACAUGGAACGACUCGAGGAUCUAAGUUCACGCCUCUACUAUUUCGCUGUGCAUUCAGCGCCCGGUACUGGUACCGAUGCACCGAGUAUGCCCACUGCGCCGAAACCUGUCCGGAUGCCGAGUAUGUUUGGUUUUGAUGAGGCUGUUGCACACGCACAAGAAAUGGCGCAUCUUUUGACGCAUUGGCGAGAAGCUGAGUUUCCGGGUCGUGCAGCGGCUGUCAAGCUACAGAGUGAGAAGCGGAGAGGGUCGUCGUUGGAUAGGGAAAUGAUUGGACCACCUCAUGUUGCCGGGUAUACGCGUGGACCACCGAGUUUCUAUACGCAGGAUUCUGGUGUGCUCAGUGAUUACUCACGGAAUGGAUCCAUUGCGCUUGGUCAUGCAGAUUCAUUUUCGUCUGUCGAGGGUGCAUCUGUGAUGAGCAGUAACAACACUUCAAAAGAACGUCGGCGGACAAGUAGUCAUGGUGCACUACGGCCGGGUAGUCUGCCUGAAUCUUUUGCAUCUUACAAUAUAACUGAAGCGACGCAUGCAAGAGCGGCACUCGGAAGACCUGUUGUGGGUGCUGGGCAUACGACUGCAGCUAGUGCUGCUGCUGCUGCUGCUGCUGCUGCUGCUGUGACAGGUCAAGCAUCGACGGGGAGAGUUGCACCACCUGGGAGAUGUCAUUCUUGCAACAUCUCAGAGACACCAGAGUGGCGACGUGGGCCGGAUGGCGCACGAACAUUGUGUAAUGCUUGUGGGCUGCAUUAUGCGAAAUUGACCAAGAAGAAGGCUGCUGCUGCGGCGGCGGCGGCUGCUGCUGCUCAAGCACAGGCACAGGCACAAACGCAGGCGAGUGCUGAGAGUGACGCGCGAGCCCUGUCGAAUGCGAGUAGUGCGACGACUGCUCCGAGUACGUCGAUGAGUCCUGAUUCAUUGACACCGACGACGGUCACUCCGAAUUCUGUGGUUGCUGCAGCGUCAUGGACGCAAGUGAGGCCAUGAUUGCACACAGCAAUGCAGGCUCUAGCAAUGUUCCGGCCGCCUUCUGAUCAUCACCGCUGCAGGCAGUCUUUUUGAUCUUCUCCCUCAUGUGCACGGGCGCUUGGCUUUCUUGGUUCUUUUCUUUUGUUGGAUUUCACCCGCUGUCUGGGCAAUGCAUCUCUCUGCCACCUUGUCUGUUCGUCUCUUCAUACUCUGCAUCUAUCAUGACCUCUGCUCCUGCCUCAUCCUCUCUCUCUCUUU
This is a messenger RNA of Protomyces lactucae-debilis, 1819 nucleotides long. RefSeq lists its product as uncharacterized. The record is from RefSeq and is a predicted model, not a curated record. The coding region runs from base 125 to 1579 and encodes 484 amino acids. Gene Ontology annotation, molecular function: sequence-specific DNA binding; zinc ion binding. Lineage: Eukaryota; Fungi; Ascomycota; Taphrinomycetes; Taphrinales; Protomycetaceae. Gene Ontology annotation, biological process: regulation of DNA-templated transcription. The transcript has a single exon.